ACCUCCCUUUAUCUUCUGCAAUUAUAGAGCAAGUUGCGCGAUUUUUAUUUUGUUUACGAUUCUGACGAACCUAACGGGAAGAGGAAAACAAGGAAAAAGUAUGGCAGCCUCAUCAGUUCCGAGAGAACUGCCAACAAAUUACAAACUCACGGAGAUCUAUCAUACAAAAUGGUACUGCCCAGAUUAUUAUGAUUGUUUAUCUUACGUCGGCAAUGGAGCUUAUAGCCAAGUCUGCUCGGCAACGUGUGAAGGAAUCGAAGGCAAAGUGGCCAUCAAAAAACUUACUCGUGCUUUCUUCGCAGUGGAUGAAUCGAAGAGAACUUACAGGGAACUUCGAUUAUUAAAACACAUGAAGCAUAAAAAUGUCGUCGACCUCGUAGAUGUUUUUACACCAGACUUAACGAAAAUAGACUUUACCGAUUUAUACUUCGUAUCGACGUAUUAUCCCAAAGAUUUGAAACACGUAAUAUUAAACGAAGGCCUUGAUACAGCUCGAGUUCGAUCUAUGGUGUACCAAAUAUUGUGUGGUGUCCAGUACAUUCAUUCGGCCGGAGUUAUACACAGGGAUUUGAAACCAAGAAAUAUCGGAGUUACAGAAAACGACUGUAUAAAAAUUUUGGAUUUCGGUCUGGCUCGAUCUAUUAGCAACGAGAUGACGGGUUAUGUACAAACACGCUGGUAUCGCGCUCCAGAGGUGAUUCUUAACUGGAUGAAAUACAACCAGACAGCCGAUGUAUGGUCUAUAGCCUGUAUCAUGGGCGAAAUGUUAACGGGAAAGCCUUUAAUUGCGGGUAAGUCUUUUACGGAUCAAAUUCUCAAGAUCUUCAAUCUAGUUGGAUCACCAGACAGUAAUACUCUGAAAAAAUUCACGUGCAGUGAUAUUGUUGAAUGUCUGAAAAGUUUCGAUAAGUGCGAAAGGCAGGACUUUAACAAGUAUUUUAAAAACGUUGACCCCCAAGCCAUAGAUCUGUUGGACAAAAUGUUACAGCUUGAUGUCGACGUUCGCCUGAAUGUGGAAAACGCUUUGAAACACGAAUUUCUCAAAGUAAAUUACGAUCCAAAAGAUCAAAUUCGUGCAGAAAUGUUCGAAAACGUCUUUGAAGACAUGGAUUUAAAUUUAAACGAAUGGAAAAGUUUAGUUUUACAAGAAGUUCAAAAUUUUAAGAGUUCGCGCAAAUGCGAUAGCGGAAAGUGAAACCAAAACAAAAUUGAAAGUGUUCUUUUGUUUUUAAUAAUGUAUUUAUUUUACUGGCUAUUAAUUUUAAAUUUCGACUGAAUUUCAUGGAAAAGAAACGAAAAGGAAAAAAAGUAUUAACAGAAUUCUAUUGGUAUUUUAUUACAGAAAUAUUAUAUAAGAAUGAGAAUCAUUGCAUAAGGUGGCGGGCUGCGCAAGUGGGAGGGAUGUUUUCUAUUGUGUUUAUUAUAGAGCAGUUGAUGCUACUUUCAUUUCCUUGAUGGGAGAUAACUCUUCAAUGAUCUCUGAUAUUGACAUCAUCUAAAUGUCUGCUGACGUGUGUACGCGUAUGUUUUUGUUGUCUGUCGUGUUGUACAUUUGAAUAUUUGAUGUGUGUAUGUAUAUAUAUAUACACACACAUACAUACAUACACAUGCGCACCUGUGUGUGUAUGUAUGCAUACAUACAUGCAUACUCAUACACACACCACACAUACACUCACCUGGCAUAAAUAAUGCAGAAUAUUUGAUUGCCUUCAAUAUGUGCGCAUUAAGAUUUUACGAUCCUUAACAUGUUGGUUACCUCAAAAAAAAAAUCUGAACCAUGUAACAGCUAUUUAAAGCUAGGUAUAAAAAGCCUAUAACAGAUCUAUCUUUUAUUGAAAAAUCUAAAGGAAUAUAACUGGAAUUAUAAUUAAAACACCAAAGGUGUCAACGAUAUAUAUAGCUAAGGCCUUUUAUAUUCCAACUUCGAAUCGAGCGCUGGGCAACUUCUGGUGUCAUUUAUUCUUAUAACUGUUAUGUAUCCUUAAUGCAAAAGGCACAGUUUUAGAUUCAGGACGUGAAGGCACACGGUAUUUCGUUAUGCGACUAUGAUAUACUACUAAGUAUAUUAAACAUCAAUAAUGUGUACUAUUGUGUUAACAGUGCACUUAAAUCACGUGCGAAGGUCAUCUGUACUGAUUUUCUAUACAAAUUAUAGCCAGCACUGUUUUGUAAUACGAAACACCAUGACAGAUGUUUUGUUUCUUACAUCAGUGGGUGACCUCGGGCAUGUCUGGUGUCACGAAACACCUACAGAGCUGUUUCGCUGCCUGGUGAGUCAUCGACACCUGCAUUCGGAGACGGACUGCAGCACAGCAAAACCUUUAGCACAAUAAUGCUUACCCUAGGUGUUCUUCUUCUUCUUCUUAUUAUUAUUAUUAUUAUUAUUGUUCAGUAGUUUUAUUUUUAUAACGUGCUUUCACUGCACUACCGAGCGCAGCUCUGUGCGCCUUGGUUAUGUGCUGUGGUUUGCUGUGGUGCUCUUAUGUUUACUGUAUUGAAAGUGUUUUGCGUAGAAUGUGUGCAGUACCCAGUAGAGCAAUUUUCUGUGUUAUAUAUAUUUGUAAGUCCUGGUAUUUUUGUUAUGUAUU
Octopus bimaculoides (California two-spot octopus) is the source of this 2588-nucleotide messenger RNA. Its product is annotated as mitogen-activated protein kinase 14. Gene Ontology annotation, biological process: protein phosphorylation. Gene Ontology annotation, molecular function: MAP kinase activity; ATP binding. The record is from RefSeq and is a predicted model, not a curated record. NCBI's taxonomy places the organism in Eukaryota, Metazoa, Mollusca, Cephalopoda, Octopoda, Octopodidae.